Dacryopinax primogenitus is the source of this 1155-nucleotide messenger RNA. RefSeq lists its product as uncharacterized. The coding region runs from base 1 to 1155 and encodes 384 amino acids. The transcript has 6 exons. NCBI's taxonomy places the organism in Eukaryota, Fungi, Basidiomycota, Dacrymycetes, Dacrymycetales, Dacrymycetaceae. The record is from RefSeq and is a predicted model, not a curated record.
AUGUAUGGUUCAAAUGGCCAGCGAGUAGACGAUUUGCCAGUACCCCGGCAUGCCAAGACGAUUACUUUCGAAAGCUAUCCGCCAUCUCGCCGUAGCCAAAGCUGGCCGCAAGCCGAUACGGUAUACACUCGAGAUCUUUACACGCGCGAGCCUCUAAGCGCGCGGGCUCCUCAGCCUUCGCCUCACUUGGAAUCGCAUUUGCCGCAUACAUUGCUGGUGCCCCAGGCGCCGCAGGUCGCUGGAAACGGCGUCUUGCCCGGAAUCAGCACAUUCGAGGCACUCGGGCCUCCCACUCAAGACCGCAUACGGUCACGCCAGUUCUCGCAACCCAGCUCAGCCUGGGGCCUCCCCGACAGCCCACCGAGCCGCAGCGACCACUUUGGCCACACGACUACGUGGGACUCUCCUCAUCGUCCACCACGCCUGCAUAUUGACACCAGCCUGUCCCACAUUCCCAAUUCUUUCGGCAGUCAACCACAGACGGCACCUCCUGCUAAUGGCUUGCAGUUUUCUCGCGCUGCAUCGCAGUAUGAAGCAGUGCCCAUGUCCGGACGGUCUGACACACAUACGUACAAUCCUUUAUGGCAGGACCGUCAAUGGGUAAACGCUACCCUCGCUCGCCAGAGCUCAACGCCGUCCAGUCAUUGGUCCGCCGGUGGCAACCGAAACGACCCACAUCCACCUGCGCUGCCCAGUCUGGGAAGUGCGAUUCUACGUGAGCCAGCGCUGAAGAAGUACUCGCGCACCCUCAUUGGUCCAGUUGUGGCCAACGGAGUCCAGCUCCGGGAUGACAAGAAGCGAGAGGGCAUAUACUUCAUCUUCUCUGAUCUGUCCAUCCGAGUGGAAGGUAUCUUUCGUCUUCGAAUACGGCUUUUCCCUAUCGUGCUGCCUAUGUCGCUCACCACUGGCAGCGGCGGCAGAGGCCGUAUUGGAGACAACGCCAAAAUGCUAGCCCAAGCUUGGUCGGAGCCGUUUGAGGUCUUCUCCGCCAAGCGAUUCCCCGGUGUACCCGAAAUUACGGCACUCUCACAAGCGCUUUCUGCGCAAGGGCAGAAGCUACCCACUAGGCGGAAGACGGAAGACCAUGACGAUGGUCGCUUCGACGAUGAUCGACUAACGAACGCAUGGCCAGAUGACUUUCACAUCACGUCCUGA